AUGAGGGGGUCAUAGGAGCCAACUACUGGGACGGGAAAGCUCUUCGUGGACUCCAAAGUUGGGCAGUCUUCUUGUAAACAUGAUUUUCGUGUCUUGCAUCUUGGUGCUGGGAUUGUUUUCGUCUGCGUUGGGAACAAACUUCCACAAAGGUGAAAACUUGCUGGAGAAACGCAGCGCAGGACUGAAUGAACAGACAUGUACAGCUCUGCCCGGAGUGGAGUCCACCCUGCACAACAGCACCCACUCUUUUACUUUCAAAGUGAGGACCAUGGGUUCACUGUCACUGGCCUGGGUGGGAGAUGGAUCCGGGGUGCUGCUGGUGUUGACGACAUUUCAGGUGCCGUUGUUCAUGAUGCGUUUCGGCCAGUCUAACCUCUACAGGAGUGAAGACUAUGGGAAGACGUUCAAAGAUGUGACUCACCUGAUCAACCACACCUUCAUCCAGAGUGAGUUUGGCAUCGCCAUCAGUCCCGACCACUCUGGCAAGGUGAUGCUCACUGGUGACGUGUCAGAAAUCGGGGGCUUUAAACUGUUUCGCUCACAGGACUUUGGCUUGACCUUUGUUCCAACCGACCUGCCGUUUGAGCCUCUAAUUCAGAUGCUGUACAACCCUGGAGACUGCAACGUACUGCUGACGCUCAGUAUCACGUUGGACCUGUGGCUGUCUGAGGACUUUGGUGCCACCUGGAGGAAGAUCCAUGACAGUGUUUGUUUGGUCAGAUGGGGUCCAAAAAACAGCAUCUACUUUACAACAAACUACAAUGGAUCAUGCAGUGAUAAAGGAAUGUUGGAGUUAAGGAAGACAGCAGACUAUGGUCAAAGUUUUCAGACCAUCGCAACAAGAGUUUACUCCUUUGUGCUGGGAGGGCGCUUUGUUUUUGCCUCCAUUAUGACUGGCACGGGUACAGAGCGUAUGAUCCACGUGUCAGUAGACGGAGGUGAGGUGUGGAACAUGGCUCAGCUCCCUACAGUCAACCACGAGCAGUUCUACUCCAUCCUGUCAGCCAAUCAGGACAUGAUAUUCAUGCACGUGGACAACCCUGGAGACUCCGGUGUUGGAACCAUCUAUGUGUCUGAUGACAGAGGAGCAGUGUUUUCCAAGUCUCUGGAGCGCCAUCUUUACACGACCACAGGAAGUGACACCGACUUUACUGCUAUCACUUCACUCAGGGGCGUCUACAUGACAAGCGUCCUCACGGAGGAUGGCUCAGUGGAGACAGUUAUCACCUUUGACCAAGGAGCAAAAUGGAAGACGCUGCGCCGACCACAGAACAGCCACUGUGACACUGAGACCUCCACCAACAGGCCUAACAGAUGCAGACUUCACAUCCACGCCUCCUACAGCACCACCAUGAAGAUGAACGUCCCCAUGCUGCCUCUCUCACAGCCCAGUGCUGUGGGCCUCAUUCUGGCUCAUGGCAGCGUUGGAGACGCAGAGUCAUCUCUCUCCCCUGACGUGUACGUCUCUGACGACGGGGGCUACUCGUGGAUGUUGGCUCUCAGGGGCCCUCAUCAUUACGCUAUAUUGGACUCUGGAGGACUGCUGGUGGCUGUGGAGCACACCAACUCACCUGUCAACCAGAUCAAGUUUUCAACAGAUGAGGGGCAGUGCUGGCACACGUACAACUUCACCAGCGACCCACUUCACUUCAGCGGUAUGGACAGUGAGCCCGGCUCUCGCUCCAUGAAUGUCAGCCUUUGGGGCUACAGGAGCGACUUCAGUAAAUGGGUGGUGAUCACCAUAGACGUCAGGAAGCUCCUCACCAGAGACUGUACUGAAGGGGACUAUGUCCAGUGGCUGGCUCACUCUACAGAACCCAGUGGAUCCAAUGAUGGCUGUGUGCUGGGCUAUAGAGAGACCUUCUUACGUCUGAGGAAAGACUCUGUCUGCUGGAACGGGAGAAGCUAUGCUGUCCCUAAGAAGCUGUCCCCCUGUCCAUGUACAAUGGACGAUUAUCACUGUGACUUUGGAUAUUACCGGCCAGAGAACAGCUCAGAGUGCGUGGAGCAAGAGGAGAUGAAGGGUCAUCCUCUGGAGUUCUGCUUAAAUGGGACCACCGAACAGCUUCAGACCAGCGGCUACCGGAAGAUUCCAGGAGACCAGUGUGAGGGAGGGUUUCAGCCGGAGAGAAAGGAGACAGACCUGAAGAGGAUAUGCACCAGCAACGCCCUUUAUCCCAAUUCUCUGACUGAAAACAGUUCACCAAACGCUGCUGUCAUAGUGAUGGUUGUCAUAGCGAUGCUUCUGACCAGUGCUGUUGCGGGCGUUUGGCUGGUUAAGAAAUAUGUCUGCGGAGGACGGUUCCUUGUGCACAGAUACUCUGUUAUGAGGGACCAUGUUGAGGCUGAUAAAAUAGAGGGAGUCGAUGAUAUUGACACUCACUACAUGGAGACAGGAAAAGCACAUUAUAACGAAGACUCCGAUCAGGACCUCUUGGAAUAAGGAGGACACUUUGUCCCCUCAAAGGCUCUAAAUUUAACGCAGUCUUUCAUGACGCCUGGGCACUCCUGUUGCUCCCACAUGCCGAUUAACAUCUGCUUCUCACUUCUUGCUAUCCCCUGGUGGCUGGAGGACUCAACAGCAUCUCACAUUGCUUCCUUGUACCAGUUGAGUCUCCCACAAAAAGGCGAACCGAUGGUUUGGGGAGGGGGACAAACCCAGCGCAGAACAGAGGAAAGCCUCUGGGGUCCCUGGAGAGCUUUUGUUGUUUCUGUCACAAAGAGUCCUGUAAGGACCACUGAGUCUGAAUAACUGCUCUAUAUGUUUCCUCUCAUGCUGACCUGAGAAGAUAUGGCCUUUCAUAUUGUGAUGCACUGCAGAAGGACAAUAGAGAGGAUAGAAAUUGACGCUUAUAGAAAGUUUUAUAUAAUAAUAAGAGUUAGGGAACAUCCAAGCAACAGAACACAGAAAAUAAUACUCAGUGUUAAAAAUCAGAUAUUAUCUCUGCUGUCAGUUAAGUAGUUUUUGUACUCAGUUGAUUCAAGCUUGCAAGAUACAGUCCUGCUGUGCAUGGCGGCCAUUUAAACAUUUAUUUUGUCAGCUUCACCAGUGACUAAAAUUAGGCACUAACAUGUUUUGAAAGACUAUGCUUACUCACUAUGAGUUACCUGUUAGUCAUAAGUUCUUUAGAAGUGAGCACUAUUCAUUAAACAGCAGCUACUGAGAGCAGCAGUGUCUCAUUUGACUUUACUGGUCACUAUAUCCGCCUAGCUCUGUAUUUGUUUUUAUCGUACACAGUAUAUACUUUUUUUUUCCUGGUAGAAAUGGACCAGAGUUUUAAUCAAGUGAUAAACUUUAGAUAGCAACCUUUCAGUACACUAUUAUGGCUUUUUUAUAUAACAGAAAUAACUUUUUAAUAGAAACUGUUCUUUUGUAUUUCAAGACACUUUUAAAAGUAGGUAAAAUAUAAUAAUUACUAAUAUUACGUUAGUCAAAAGUUAUUAUUCAUACAUAUGUCAUCAUUUUUGUUUUCAUCUUUUAUUUAUUUAUUAUUAAUUCGUUAAAAUGUAUAAAUGAGCAAACUUAUCUCUAUUAAAAUAUAAUUUUAAUCAGAACAUAGGAAUAAGUGCAAGUACUUACUAGAUAGUAAAAGACAACUUAGUGACUGCUAGUCCUUACUUUGAAAGAACUUGUAACUAUAUCGCUACAAAAUAAUGUGGACUAAGAAUAAAAAGGCUAAUUUUUUGUACCUAUUGAGACUUCUGGAAUAAAUGUUAAAAGGGCCUGCCAUUGUUUGAGAGACAUAACAACAAACUAUUUUUUUAUACAGUGCAGCUCCAUACAAGCAGUAUCUUCUCCCCUGUAUGUGUGGUGAAAAUGAAAGACUUGAAUUAUUGCCAAAGCACUUUUAUUGUGUAGUUUUCUUAUUGUAGAGGUGAAAUCUUACCUUAGCCUAGCAUUAUAUGAAGCAGGAUGGCAAUUCUAACCCAAACCCUUUACUUGAACUUUCUCAUUUUUAUUUUUUAGCUUAACUAGGUGCACCAAUAUAUUACUGUUCUUGUGUUUUAAUUUUGUUUAGUUUAUUUUAUUUGGCUGAUAUUUUCCCCAUAUCAGUCAAUACCAAUAUGCAUAUGUCUAACAAUCUUAGUGCAGGUGCAGGCGUAAUCAUCAAGAUAAUCAAGUGUUUUUAGAGACCAUUCUGGCUUGUUCCUGUUGCUAAUAUGACAGCUGAAAAACAGUAGCAACAUGCUGUUUGUACAGCUUAAUAUUAGCAGUGUGAACAUUCCCAGAAUUAUACUGAUACUGCUUUUUUAAAGCUACUAUUAGUCUUAUAUAUUGGUGCAUCCAAAUGUAUUAAUAUCACAGAUGUUACAAAACAUACACAAUAAGAAAACUAUUUUAUCAGAUGAAUGUGUCUGGUGGCCAUAACAAGCAUUAACUUUAUUAAGUUAAUUGAGUAACAUAUUUUUUCAAUAAACACUACCACAGUGUUUUAUACGGAUGUUAAGAUAAGAUGUUGGCUGGCUACCAUUUCUAUUAUCUGCAAUGUAAGAACUGUAACUUUUGACUCGUGCAGGUCUUUUGGCCAAUGCUUGUGUUCUCGAGCAGAGUGAGUAAUAUCCCAGUGAAUAAGCUAUUGUAAUAAGCUGGCCUGAUAUAGAGGCGUAUUCUCAAGGACUGUUGGCUGGACUUUGUCAGAUAUGAAAGCAAAUUAAUAUGCUUGAUGCUUCUUUAUUUACACAACUGUCAGUAAGAACAAACCCAGCUAUAUACUGGAUUAAAUGAUUUAUUUUUGCACUGUAUCUACAGAUCUGUGAACAAGUUGCAUCUGUGCUUCCUUGUACAUCUAAUUUUUGUAAAGUGUUCGGGCCAUAAGUUGUGAUCCUCGUUCCAUCUUGUUUUCUUGACUGUCUGCUAGAAUAUCAGAGAUGAGUUUCUCUGAAUUAAACUAUUCUGUAGCACAAAUGUUUUAUAACAAUGUUUGCAUUAAUUGAAUGA
Anoplopoma fimbria (sablefish) is the source of this 4939-nucleotide messenger RNA. Its product is annotated as sortilin-like. Lineage: Eukaryota; Metazoa; Chordata; Actinopteri; Perciformes; Anoplopomatidae. The coding region runs from base 80 to 2443 and encodes 787 amino acids. The record is from RefSeq and is a predicted model, not a curated record. The transcript is spliced from 20 exons. Gene Ontology annotation, molecular function: protein binding. Gene Ontology annotation, cellular component: membrane; Golgi apparatus. Gene Ontology annotation, biological process: endocytosis; Golgi to endosome transport; vesicle organization.